UGUAUAUAUAUCACUGUCAUGUGAUUUUUGUUGUAUUUCUCGAAUCCAUGUUUAUAUAAUUGCUUCGAAUUUCCAAUAUUGAGAUACGUACCGAUUUAAGUUACCUCAUUCAAUAUUUGAAGUUGUUAAGAACGAGCCUACUGAAUAAGUAUACUUUUAUUUUAUUUCGUAAUUCAGAAGUUUAAUUAUGCUUUAUUAGAAUAACGUAAACUAUUCAUGCCAUCAUGGAUUCUCCCAAUGAAUGCGAUAUUCAAAUCUGGGAUAUGACAUCACAUAUUCUGAAAGAUUUGUUGAAAAAUGUACCUGCUGUUCUUUAUUCUUCAUUGGGUGUCAGCAUCGCAUCUGUAAUUCUGGAAAUUAAUGGCAAGAAACAGAUUGUAGCAAUUGGUACAGGAAACUCUUGUCUAUCACAAAAUCAGCAGAGUACAUUGCAACAUAAUUUGAUUUUCGAUUCUCAUUCUGUGACAAUUGUUAGGAGAGCAUUAAAAGUGUUUCUCUUUGAGGAAGUUCAUAAAUUCCAUAAUGAACAGCUUUCAGAAAAUUGCAUUUUCACAAAAUCGAAGAAACAUGAUCUGCUUCAUUUGAAAGAAAAUGUAAAAUUUCAUAUUUUCAUGUCCCGGUCACCAGAUAUUCUUCUGGUGAAGAAAACUGGACUACAUGUUUAUUCUGAAGGAGGUGAUACAUUCAUGUCAACUUCCGUCGCGAAAAAAUACAUGAUGAUUUGCAAGAAUAGAAACGUUGUGAUGACUGAUGACAGUAAAUUGCUUCAGUGGUCUGUUAUUGGGUGGCAAGGCGCUUUGUUGUCACAUUUCAUUGCACCAAUUUACAUGAGCUCUUGCACCGUGGGAUAUCAUUCAAAACGACAUGUUCCUAAUAUUUCUACAUGUUUUGCUAUGGCUGAUGACAGUAUAAAUCAAGAUUUACCUGAAGGGUUUCGUUACUUCGAACCAGAAACUCGCAAAUUUCUAAUGAAGGAGUAUAAUGAUCAGAUACCUUUUGAGACCAGAACGUUGAGUGUGAAUUGGUAUGAUAAACAGGAAAAUGUAGAAAUUAUAGAAGGAUCUAGUGGUGAAAUAUCAUUUUGCUCACCACACAAAUGCAUUUCUGAAAGAAGUAGGCUAUGUAAAGCAUCAUUGUUUCAAAUAUUUCGUAAUGUGGCUGAGAAGAUGGGAAGAUUUGACCUUCUUCAAGAAAGGACCUAUAGGAAUUCAAAGAUUGCCAGCAGCAGUUACAUGCAGAGUAAAACACUCCUUCAUCAUUAUUUUUCUGCGAAUGGAAUGGGAACUUGGAUUAAUAGAUCUGAAGAUAUUGAUAAAUUUACUUAAUCAGCUUUGUGACUUGCUCUAUGUUGUUGGGCAAAGUCGAAAGUUGAGCUGUUGCAGUUUUUUUGCGAUAUGCUGGUUUGCUGAGUUUUCAUAAUCAUAACUCGAUAGUGCAAUGCUAAAACUCUUAAAGGUACGGCUGGAUUAUUUUCAAUCAUACUUUUUUACACAGCGAAAAUACACUGUACACAGAUUGUAAUGCAUUUCUUUUUAUUCUGGGUACCGGUAUUGGGACAAAAUUUACAUUGAUAUUGAUAUAUUUCAACAUUUUUUCAAUUUCUUCACUGUGGUUUCUUUCAAUAAAUUU
Molecule: messenger RNA, 1629 nt
Organism: Styela clava
Lineage: Eukaryota; Metazoa; Chordata; Ascidiacea; Stolidobranchia; Styelidae
Product: adenosine deaminase domain-containing protein 1-like
Biological process (GO): adenosine to inosine editing; RNA processing
Cellular component (GO): cytoplasm; nucleolus
Molecular function (GO): double-stranded RNA binding; adenosine deaminase activity; tRNA-specific adenosine deaminase activity
Source: RefSeq, a predicted model, not a curated record